This is a messenger RNA of Drosophila novamexicana, 617 nucleotides long. RefSeq lists its product as uncharacterized. Lineage: Eukaryota; Metazoa; Arthropoda; Insecta; Diptera; Drosophilidae. The transcript has a single exon. The coding region runs from base 33 to 509 and encodes 158 amino acids. The record is from RefSeq and is a predicted model, not a curated record.
AGUCGACGGCUGCAAGCGUAAACAUUUUGAAAAUGAAACUUUUGCUAUUUGUAUUGGGGCUCUGUACUGGCGUUCUGCUGAGCGCCGCUGAGGGGAACUUGCUAACACGUCUACUGCACCGGGAUACGAAAUCGUCGACGACAUCGACGACAGAGAAAACAGGCAAUCAGCUCUAUAUAAAUAACAACUUACCAAUCGUGGAGGCGCAAUGCACUGCACAUUAUGCAUGUAGUAAGAAGCUUACAAAUGUGGCAGCACCACGUCCAUGCGUUAAGUACUGCCUGAAACGCAUAGAGUGCCCCAACAACCAGGUGAUUCGCGGUAAGCCUAAUCAGUGCGUGGAGCUAGACGAGACCCAAGUGUUGGCUGACUAUGAAGCAACUACUACGAAACCAUCGUCAUAUGAUGGAGCAACAACCGAAAAAAUUAUGGAGGUUGCUAUGAUUGAUUUUCCCUGUCAGCCAGGCUACCUGCCUGACAGCCGUGGACGCUGCCGUGAGAUAUGGUGAUCUGAUCAGUAAGACACAAAAAGAAAUCAAGUUUUUACCGUUCGCGACAUUUUUACCUAGAGCUUUGAAAUUGUAAUGUAGAGUAAUAAAAGUAAAACGAAAUACCCA